UUCGGAGCAGGAGGUGUCAGGCGGGAGCUCGGGACCGGGAUAUCGGGAGUUGGGGCCGUCACUAGACAGAGAACCCGGACCGCACGGAGCUCACCCGAUACUUUAACCAUGGAUCAGAAGAUCUUUUCAUUAGCAGCAGACGAUAAACCAGAAGGGCUUCAGCAAUGUCUUAAGAGCAUUAAAGACACUGAGCUUGUUAAUAUAAUCACAAAACAUGCAGUUAAAGGAAAAGAGGCUGGGACGCUAUUGCGCGGCAUUUUUAAAGGGUCCCCAUGUUCUCAGGAUGUAGCUGUUCACCGGAGACUUGUGGUUUACAAACACUGCAUACAACUUGUGGAGUCCGGAGAUUUGCAACCAGAAGUUGCUUCUGAGAUUGUGGGAUUAUUAAUGCUGGAGGUGCAUCAGUUACCAGGAGCUUCCCUAAUAGAACUGGCUAAUUUGUUUGUUGAUGCUGUGAAAGGCGGUAAUUUUUCGAAUGGAAAAUCUCUAGAUUUUUUUCCUACUGUGCUCACAGCUCUAUCUUCAAAGGAAAGUCUAUCAUAUGGAAAAGGUGAACUUACUGGAAAUGAAUAUAAAAAGCAGCUUAUAAACAGCCUAUGUUCUAGUAGGUGGGACCCACAGUGUGUAAUUCACCUUACUUGUAUGUUCCGUGAUGUUCCACUGAGCACAGAAGAACUGCAGUUUGUUGUGGAAAAAGUACUAAGAAUGCUGUCCAAGUUAGACCUUCAGGAAAUGCCUCCAUUGGUUUACCAACUGCUUCUGCUUUCAGCCAAGGGAUGCAAAAAAAAUAUAUUGGAAGGAAUAGUCACAUGUUUCAACGACUUGGAUCAGAAGCAAGCAGAGGAGCAGAAGAAUGCACAAUGCUUAGAUUUGGAAGAAGCAACAAUCCCACCAGAUCAACUGCGCCAUGUGGAGGGCACCAUCAUUUUACACAUUGUCUUUGCUAUCAAGCUGGAUCAAGAAUUGGGCAGAGAGCUAGUAAAAUAUUUAAAGGCUGGUCAACAAGGAGACACGAGCAAGAUCCUUUGCCCUUUCAGUGCUGCUUUGUUGCUGUCUGUGUCAAGAAUUCAUAGAUUUGAGGAUCAGGUGUUUGAUUUUCUAAAAACAACUGUUUUGAAAGCGUAUAAAGAUCAGCAAGUUCAGCAAGGGUCAAAGUUUCUACAGGAUUUGGUUCCUCAGCCAAACGGUGUGUCUUCAACAUUUCUGGAAACCGUGAAAAACAGUGGUUACGGAUGGGAUCAUGUUACUCAGGGUCUUUUAGAACUUGGUUUUCUUUUGAUGGAUUCAUGUGGACCAAAGGGGAUUGCAGGGGCAAAAUUGACAGAAACUAUUGCAGUUCCUUUAAAAUCACCCACACAGCAAGCAUGCCAACUAGGAUCAAAGAUCUUACUGGAGACUUUCAAGGUCCAUGAGCCAAUAAGAAGUGAAAUUUUGGAGCAAGUCUUGAAUCGAGUCGUUACCAAAGCAGCUACUCCCAUUGGUCACUUUAUAGAUCUGCUUUCAGACAUUGUUGUUUCUGCGCCACUGAUUCUUCAGAAUUCAUCAUCUAAAGUUACUGAAGCAUUUGAUCACCUGGGCUAUCUACCUCUUAAAACUGUACAGGGCCUGUUGAAAGCUGUUCAGCCCCUCCUUAAAAUCAGUAUGUCUAUAAGGGAUUCACUCAUUCUCGUACUUAGAAAAGCAAUGUUUUCAAGUCAGAUAGAUGCACGCAAAUCAGCUGUUGCUGGAUUCCUGCUUCUAUUAAAGAAUUUUAAGGUCCUUGGGAGUUUGUCGUCCUCGCAGUGCAGCCAAGCCAUCGGUGCCAGCCAGGUACUAGUUGAUGUUCAUACACGCUAUAACUCUGCCGCUAAUGAGGCCUUUUGCCUGGAAAUUCUGGGUAGCCUGAGGAGAUGUUUAAGUCAGCAAGCUGACGUGAGGCUUAUGCUUUAUGAGGGAUUCUAUGAUGUUCUGCGCCGCAAUUCCCAGCUCUCAAGCUCCAUUAUGCAGACUCUAUUGUCACAGUUAAAGCGUUAUUAUGAACCAGAGCCCGAUCUGUUGCCUCCUGUGAAGCUCGAAGGUUGCAUCACUGCUCAUGGAGAGCAGAUAUUUUUGCAAGAACCUCUGGCCCACUUGCUCUGCUGUAUUCAUCAUUGCCUCAGCUGGUACAGGAGCAGUUUACAGCAGCAGAAAAACGGAGAAGAUGAGGAUGAUGAUGAUGAAAUGGGAUGUCAACAAGACCUUGAUGAUAUACUGAUUUCCAUUACUAGGAGAAUGAUUAAAUGUGAUUUAGAGGACUUUGAAUUGGAUAAGUCUGCAGACUUCUCCUUAUCAUCUGGAGUCGGAGUAAAGAACAAUAUUUAUGCUGUUCUGGUGAUGGGACUUUGUGAAGUCCUGAUUGAAUAUAACUUCACCGUGGCAAAUUUUAGCAAAAGCAAGUUUGAAGACAUUCUUGGCUUGUUCAAAUGCUACACCAAGCUGUCUGAUAUCUUAAAGGAGAAAGCAGGAAAAGGCAGAUCAGCUGGGAAUAAUAAAAUGUCCAGAAGUCUUGUUUCAAUGCAUUUUGUUUGCACACUUUUAACAUCGUUAUUCAGAGACAGCACCCGAAGUCACGAGGAAGCUUUGAGUGUUCUUCGAGCAAACCUAGACUUCAUGCGGUACUCUGUUUGUGUUGCUUUGCAAAAACUUCAACAGAUUGAAGAAACUAGAGUCACAGAUGGACCCGAUGGUCAGAACAGUGAAAAAAUGUUCCAGUGCAUCUGUGAAAUAACUCGGGUACUUUUGUGGCGGUACACCUCAAUUCCAACUUCAACAGAGGAUUCCGGGAAAAAGGACAAAGGGAAAAACAUAUCAUUGCUGUGUCUUGAGGGUUUGUUAAAAGCAUUUAACACCAUCCAGCAACAUUAUCGACCCAAAAUAUCACAGUUUUUUGCUGCUCUGGAUGAUGAUGACAAUGAAGAUUCUCUGGAAAGUAAUGUCACGGAGAGGGUUGCUUCUCGUAUUAAGCAGUUUCAAAGAUCUCUUAUUAAUCAACUCAGCGGUGAAGAGGAUGAUUUUAACAGCAAAGAAGCUCUUCUCUUGGUCAGCACGCUGUCUGCAUUAUCUAGACUGCUGGACUCUGCCUCUGCCCAGUUUGUACAGAUGUUGUCUUGGACAGUCAAAGUAUGCAAAGAGAGCAAUUUCGAGGAUGUCCAGCUUUGUAAAGGUCUAAUGAAUUUUAUGUUUAGCCUCCAUGCCCUCUACAAGAGUCCAGUGAGUGUGCUUCGUGAACUCUGCCAGGAUAUUCAUGGGCACCUUGGGGAUAUUGAUCCGGAUAUAGAAGUGGAGACACAAUCACAUUUUGCAAUUGUUAAUAAGAAGACUGCAGCCCCUACUGUCACUCUGCUGGUUUUAGGUCAAGCUGCAAAAGUGCUGGAUGAGGUGGAAUGGUUAAUCACAAAACUGAAAGGACAGCUCGGUUCAGAAAAGAUGGUCUCGGAUGGUGCCUCUCAGACAGUAAAUCCCAGAGAACCGGUUGAAAAGGCCAUUAUUCUUCAGUUGGGAACAUUACUGACUGCGUGUCAUGAGUUGGUCCAGACUGCUCUGCCCUUUGGAAGCUGUACUGAUACGUUGCUGAAGGAGCUGGCAAAGAUGUACACCAUCUUAACAUCUCUCAUCAAAUAUUAUUUGCAAGUUUACAGCACUCAUUCAGGGUCUAUUCCACCUCGCUUGGAAAAGCUGGUUAAACUUUCAGGGUCUCAUCUGACACCGCAGUGCUAUGCCUUCAUCACAUAUGUACAGAAUAGCCAGAAUGAAAGUUUGAGCGCUGCUGGAGAAAAGAAGAAAAAGAAGGAAGAUGCCACUGCUGUCACUACGGCUAAAAUCCUUCGGGACACCAAACCAAUCCCCAACUUGAUUUUUGCAAUUGAACAGUAUGAAAAAUUCCUCAUCCAUUUGUCUAAAAAGUCCAAGGUAAAUUUGAUGCAGUAUAUGAAGCUCAGCACCUCAAGAGAUUUUAGAAUCAAUGCAUCUGCCUUACAAGAAAAGGAGCCGGAGGACGAAGAGAAUGAACUAAACCCUGAACAGUCUGUAGCAGAGGAGGUUGAAAGUCAAGAACCCAAAAAGAAGAGAAGAAAAAGGAAGUAGUUUGAAGUAUAUCCACCCAAUUCCACAGCACUAAGUGUAUACUUUUUGAAGUUAUAAAUGUUAUUUACAUGGAUUCUAGAAUUGAAUCAUUUUGUAUAUUCUUUUACUUCUGAACGAAGGUGAAGAAGGG
Molecule: messenger RNA, 4231 nt
Organism: Pelobates fuscus (common spadefoot toad)
Lineage: Eukaryota; Metazoa; Chordata; Amphibia; Anura; Pelobatidae
Gene: FANCI
Product: FA complementation group I
Exons: 38
Coding region: 109-4101 (1330 amino acids)
Biological process (GO): DNA repair
Molecular function (GO): DNA polymerase binding
Source: RefSeq, a predicted model, not a curated record